This is a messenger RNA of Panicum hallii, 1013 nucleotides long. RefSeq lists its product as uncharacterized. The record is from RefSeq and is a predicted model, not a curated record. The transcript has 3 exons. The coding region runs from base 248 to 901 and encodes 217 amino acids. Lineage: Eukaryota; Viridiplantae; Streptophyta; Magnoliopsida; Poales; Poaceae.
CCUGCUCCUCCUCUCUUUCUUUCUCCCGAACGUGGUGCUCCUCCUUGCAGGCAGGCCUUCCUUCUCCUCCUCCUCCUGCUGCUGCUCUCCCCCAUGAGAAAGGGAGUCCUGAUUUGCUUGCUCCAUUUCUAGCAGGGCAUAGCCACCACCUCGGCUUAGUCGAUCCUUCUCGAUCUUGGUUGAACAGCACAGAAGAUCCAGAAGAGAAGGGGCGCCAUCCUAAGCUUAGCUUGUGGUCCAUACAUAUAUGAUGAACGUUCAGGAUCUCUCUCUCGGUCUCUCUCUGAGCCUGAGAGGGAGAUCGUUCGUCAGCAGCAAGGGCGCCAAGGUGCAGUGCCUACUUCCUUGUUCCUCUUCUUCUUCUUCUAGUUGCUGUUCAGCAGCUGCUAUCCACCGGCGGCAGUGGAGGUUUGCGGUUACCACCAGAGCGGCCGGCGACGACAGAUCUGAAUCCUCUAGCAGCGGCGGCGACGAUGACGAAGAAGAAGCCGCAGCAGAUGAGGCAAGGCGAAGCAGCUUGUCCCGAGAGGAUCUGGAGCGGCUGGUCGGGCCUGACGAUGACGACAAGUUCAACGGGUUGGAUCUUGCAAACCUCAUCAGGAAGAAGUACGGCAGAUCGUACGAUGUGACGCUGAUAAAGAAGGAGUUCAUGGGCCGUAAUCUUGUUGCGAUGAAUGUGAUGUGGAAGUACCGGGAGCAGCGUUCGUUCCCGCUGAGCGAGGAGGAGUACCUGCUGCGGCUGGACGAGGUGGCCACCACGCUGCGCUGCUGGGGAGCCGUGGCGCACGUCCGCAACACGCUGGAGAAGCUCAAGGAGAGGCCACGCAUCGGCAAGGCCGUCAGCAUCUUCAUCGACAUGGACCAGACGGGAGGAAGAGCGAACGAGUGGAUAUACAAGUAGCAUGCGCCGCCUGCUGCGCCUGGGUCGGUCGGGUCUAAUUUCUGGCCUGCCAAGCCCAGGCCCGUGUACCGCGUGUUUUGUUGAUGCCAGGCCCAAGCAUAAGGUUUUGGAC